UGGAUCAAAAGCUUUGCUGCAUUCAACAUUUCCUGCCCAUCUGGAAUGAUGCAAACUUUGCUUAGCUUCUGCCUCUUGGCCGCUGUCGCAGAUCUGGGAUCCGCCAUUCGAUGCCAGGCCUCCUACGACAUAGAGGACAUAAGCAGCAAUUGUACUAACCUUUUUAAGCCUUGUGACCGUGAGACUCACUCCUGUGGUACAAUAUUGUUGAAUACAACUAUAACCUUCAAUGGAACUUCCGGACCUCAGAGAAGAUAUAGAUUCACGGAAACAGUCUGUGCAACUGAAUCUUUCUGUGCCAGUGUUGGAAAUCCAAAUUUUGGCGUGGAGUUUCAGAUGGAGGAAUGCCAUCAAGCCACUCCCAAAGUUACAACCACCUCAAGAACGACAGCCUCCUCAGGCAUUAGAAGACAACAAGCUGUUCGUGGAUUCUCGAGAAUCGACAUGCAGUGCUUGGUGUCCCACGACAGAAAGAGAAAUUGUAAUAAUCUUGGCAAGACUUGUGACAAUAAGACUGUCCCCUGUGGUGAAGUACUGUAUGAUACAAGUCUGACAUUCAAAGGAAAGUCUGGACCUACAAGAAAUUUUGGACUAAUUUUAAUAGGCUGUGCGACUGAAUCUUUCUGUGCCAGUGUUGAAAAUCCAGAUUUUCAUGUGACAUAUCAGAUAGAUGAAUGCCAAGCAGUCACUCCUGGAGAUAUAACCACCUCGAGAACUACAACCAUGCUGAUACCUACAACCACCUCAGGGUGUGGAAGAAUAAUGCUAGCGACAGCUGGGGUCUACCUUCAGGCCCUCGGAUGCUUUCUAAUGGCCAAGGCUAUCUUUGAUCUGUGUUUUGUCUUGUCCAGGUAGCCUCACCAAGUUUCGACCUGCGGUGAGGGAUUUCCAGCUUCCACUGGGUAUUUCUUGUCAUCACUCAGCUGGGUGGAAGAAGAAACUCAGGAGGGAAAAUGAGGAUCAGUGGGAUGUGUCCUAAUGUGCCUGGAAGGGACAACAGCAUGUUGCUGGGGAUACUCUAGUAUUUGAGCAAAACUUUAUGGUAAAACUAGAGUGUCCCCCUCAACAUGCUGCUGUCACUUCCAGGUGUGUUGCUGGUGGCAUAAUUUCCUUGCUGUUGAGCCCCCUCUCUCCAGAGGGGACCUGGCAAUCCUAUGUACAGGUCCUGAGAACUUUGUGCAGAAGUUGAAUUCUGUCAUUUACACCCC
Molecule: messenger RNA, 1208 nt
Organism: Heteronotia binoei (common prickly gecko)
Lineage: Eukaryota; Metazoa; Chordata; Lepidosauria; Squamata; Gekkonidae
Exons: 6
Coding region: 46-855 (269 amino acids)
Source: RefSeq, a predicted model, not a curated record